AUGGACCCGCGUAACGUCCCAAUUCCCAGUUUCCCGAUUCCUGCUACAGACGGAGAUGAUGUCUUGUUUGCGCUUCAAAAACGUCAACAGUCCUGGGGGUUCCCACGGGAAGCCGACGCACCGUCAGGUUUCACAGCGCAGCAGCAGCCUCAAUAUGAAGAGCCACUCUCUCGUUUCUCAGCCGCUCUUCAGCCAAUACCGCUCGCACCUAUACCUCCUCUCAUUCAAAGUCCUUUCGCAGGGGAACUUCCAACUCCCCCACGACGCCAGUCAGUGGCUCAGUUGCCUUUAAAACAGUCAUCCAUAGGACAGGGAAGGAGAGACUCGACAAAAAGUACGGGGUCUAACUAUACCUUGGCAUGUUUAAACUGCCGCUCUAAGAAGAUAAAAUGCAUUCUUGAAGAGGGAGGAUGCAAGAAAUGCAAGAAACUCGGGAUCCCGUGUCCUGGCCCAGAGGUAGAUGAACGGAAGCGGCCCUCCUCAAAAAGGCAUAUCCGCGAAUUAUAUCAGCGCAUCCACGACUUAGAAGUUGCUCUAAAGCAGAGCGAGGCUCUCCGCAAAGCACAGUCACAAAACUUUCAUACAAUUCGUGGCAUUGCCCAGUUCUCACCUCCGGAGUCUCCGGUAUCCCUACUUCGCCAAAAUAUUCCUAAUAACAUUAUUGCCCGUCUCUGUGAUGGGAGAUAUCAACUAAACUACGACUCUGACGGCCAGCUUCGAUAUUUUGGUCCAACUUCUAGUCUACAUUUGACCGACACAGUGGCAACAUCCAUCGUUCGAACAUGGGGAGAAUACUCGUUGAGCCGAAAGAUAGAUGUUUGCGAAGUAGAUGCUGAAACCCAGGAAUACUUGCUAAACCUUUACUGGAAAUUCCAACACACUGAGCUUCAAAUCCUUCAUAAGGAGGCAUUUUUACGUGAUAUGGCAACUGGUCAGACCAAGUUUUAUAGCAAAGCACUUCUAUAUUGCAUCAUGGCAUGCGCUGCGCGCAUUUCACACAAACCUGAAAUCCGUGCGAUGGUAUUAACACCCAGUCUCUCGGAGACUGAUGAGCUUCCCCCUUUAUUUGCAGCUGCUUCCAAACUUGUUGAUGAAGAGUUAAAACGCCCGCAAAUCACCACUAUCCAGUGUCUACUGCUGUUAUCUGUGAUCUACUGUGCGUUCUCACAAGAUACAAAGGGCUGGGUUUUGACAGCCCUGGAUUUGGGUUUGCAUCGAGAUUGUUCGUCCGUUGCUGAUAAAAUUUCUCUGACGGAGAUGGAGGCACGCUCGAUUACAUUUUGGGGAUGUGUGAUAUUCGACAGGAACCAAAACAAAUGCACUAUGAGUCGAGUUAAUGAGCUAGGCGAUCGCCUUAAGUCAUGGUACAGUGGACUUGACCCAUCAUUACAAUAUCAAAAUAAUUCGCCGCCGUCUGUCUCCGUUAUGCAUAUGCAAUACUGCGCCGCGGUUAUUCUACUGUACCGCCCUCUUGCAAAUUUCGGCAUAGAAAACUCAGAGAGAAGUGACUAUUCGUCUCAGUUCCGCCUUAUCUGCGUCAAACAUGCCAUUGAUGCUACUCGAUAUAUGGAAGAUUACCGAAAUAAUCAUGGCAAUGCCACUACUCUGAGUGGUAUUAGCCUGCACGUCAUAUCGACUGUCUCAACGACCCUUAUUGCUGAUAUAACGGAACGGCGACACGCCAAUGUUAGCCAGGAAUUUCGCUGCUUGAUAAUCUGUGUUCGCACCUUACUUGAACUGGAACAGACCUACCUCGUGGCUCUGCAAGUACGCAAAGUCCUUGAGGUGGUGAUUCGGAUAUGUAACCUCGAGAACAACGAACUACAAACUGCUUCCUUAUUACCUGAAGGCCUCUCUAUUGGGACUUCAUUCACAACGAUACCCUCUGCUGGUCAGACGGAAAGUUCUCUUGACGAAGACACCCGGGUGGAACAGGAUUCUGAUUCGAGUAUCCCCUUACAACGAUUCCGCGGUGCCCCUCCGCCGCCACCUAUCACCCCUGACUCUAUACAGAUGUCGGAGCCGCCUUAUCUAGGCAUCACAUAUAACCCCUUUCCCCUGCUUAAUGAGACAAGUACAUCCUCAUCCGUCUACGAUGGCUGGUGA
Microsporum canis CBS 113480 is the source of this 2106-nucleotide messenger RNA. RefSeq lists its product as hypothetical. NCBI's taxonomy places the organism in Eukaryota, Fungi, Ascomycota, Eurotiomycetes, Onygenales, Arthrodermataceae. Gene Ontology annotation, biological process: DNA-templated transcription; regulation of DNA-templated transcription. The record is from RefSeq and is a predicted model, not a curated record. Gene Ontology annotation, molecular function: DNA-binding transcription factor activity, RNA polymerase II-specific; zinc ion binding; DNA binding. The transcript has 4 exons. Bases 1 to 2106 code for a protein of 701 amino acids.